AUGAGGGAUGCUGUUUUUCCCGGAUGGCAGAAUCAGAAGUCCAUCAAUCAACUGGUCAAUGUAAAGUCAAAGAUCUCGCAGCGUGCACGAUGGGAGCCGCAGGAGCCCUUGACUGGAUCACCUCAAAGCCGGAAGCGCCAUUCCGCGCUGAUGGAGGAAUUGCUGGAGAAGAUGGAAGCCCUGCAAUCCAAGAUCUCAAGCGACGAAGAUCCAACCCAGUUGAGGCCCUUCCUGGAGCCGGUGGCAGUGGAGCCCAUUGUCAGGCCACCACCAUUAGCAGCCGAGCCGCUGACGCACGAAGCGAGUGCCCGCACUGCAUCGCCGCGGCGAAGAGUGGUGAAGUCCAUGGGGAACUGGACGGUGGAAGCCAGAAUUGCACAACAGCUGGCAGAAAAGCUGGCGGCAGAGGUGCGGCUCUUUGGGACGGUGAUUCCGGACAUGAAGAACUUCCACGAGGUCGUCGAGUCAGAGGGGCGUGUGCCUCGGCACUUUCUCGUGAGCGGCUUGAUGGAACGCCAUGAAUUGGAAGCCGCCUUUCGACGCCUGGACAUCUUUGCGACACCGCAGGACAUCGAUCGCUUUGUCUCUUCACCUUUGGCGCUUAAAGAGUUGAAACAAAGGUUCCGACAGGCCAUCCAAACUCGCCGGCAGCGGCUCUACCGCCCGGCCAAUGCCGGCCCGGGAGGCAGAGUUGUGCCGCCGCGGAGCCUAUCCCCAGCCAAAGUGGUGCGGGAUGUGAAGACAUCACCACCCUGGCCAUUUGUGCCGAGAAUCAGAUCAUGA
Messenger RNA from Cladocopium goreaui, 783 nucleotides. NCBI's taxonomy places the organism in Eukaryota, Dinophyceae, Suessiales, Symbiodiniaceae. The record is from the annotation of a GenBank genome assembly.